Colletotrichum spaethianum is the source of this 1692-nucleotide messenger RNA. RefSeq lists its product as uncharacterized. Gene Ontology annotation, biological process: intracellular calcium ion homeostasis. NCBI's taxonomy places the organism in Eukaryota, Fungi, Ascomycota, Sordariomycetes, Glomerellales, Glomerellaceae. Gene Ontology annotation, cellular component: perinuclear region of cytoplasm. The coding region runs from base 1 to 1692 and encodes 563 amino acids. The transcript is spliced from 3 exons. The record is from RefSeq and is a predicted model, not a curated record.
AUGGCAAACCCCGAGCUAGCAAUAGCCAAAGCCUCCUUCAGUGCCAUCCUCUUCCGCAAAGAACCCGUCUCGCUCACUCGCCCCGAGAUCGAGUCCUUCCACACUCUCCUCCACGACGCGAUACACCAGUGCUCGCCCGCCAACGUUCAGAAAUGCAAGCGUUGGAUUCUCGAGAACCUGGUCCCCUCGCCGGCGCGUGUCGCCGCCCUCGGUAAAUAUCUGGCCGCCCUCUCCAACUCCUUUCCCGACGAGGCCAAAACGAAACCGUCCACCCGACGACGACGCCUACACAUACUCUACGUCCUUCAUGACGUACUCUACCACGCCGUCGUCCGCGAUCGAGACGCGCGCUUCGCGACCGAGCUGGAGGCUAGCCUGACGCCCCUCCUUUACGGCGCCGCAAAGUUUCGAAACUGUCCGAAGCACACAAAGAAGGUCGAGGACCUGCUCGUCCUCUGGGAGAAGCACAAAUAUUUCUCACCAACCAGCAUCAGCGGCUUCCGUGAGACCAUCAUAGAAGCGCCCAACGGACGGAACUUGUCCAAGGCCGUAACGCAAGAUCAGACGGGCUCGAAUCUCGGCUCCAAGCUCCCCAAAGAUGCGCCGUACAUGAUACCCUCAAUCCAUGGGGAUCCCAACACGCCCUGGUUCGACCUGCCUGCCGCCAACUGGCUGCCGCACCUCACGCCGAACUCGACGAAGCCUAUGAACCCGGACAUGAUCAAGCCGCUGCAGCUCGCUCCUGGGCCAGCUGACAAGGCCCUUGCAAACGCCGUCAAGGACCUGCUCGUUGACGUUGAGAGGCUGUACAGCAAAAGCGCUACCUCACAGACUGCCAACUCGCAGCAGCACAUGGACCUCAGCGAGAUGGGCGAGCGCAUCGUGCUGGACGAGAUCACAGGCGAGGUUGUGGACGGAGAGACGUACUACGGCUGGUCGCGCAGGUUCUGCGAGAAGAUGAAGCAGCGCAGGAAGAAGGCCAAGAGAGGGGACGACAGUCGUGGACGGGGUCGCUCUGAUUCACGGAGCCGCUCGCGAAGCCGCUCACGCAGCUACUCCCCUGGUCGGUCCAGCAGAAGCAACUCCUCGCCCGCCUUCAAGCGGCUCGUUCUCGGCAUCGGAGUCAGCAACGCGGACGGUACGACUCCCGCCACAGUCCAUCUCGAUCGAGGUCGAGGUCAGGGUCUCGUCCACGCUAUAGAUCGAGAUCAAGAUCCCGUAAUCGAGGUCCGAGAAGAGACAAGGGCCGCACGAGCAAGUCACCCCCGCCGGAACGCAACCGACACAAUCUGGACUUCGGACCAGGGUAUCAUGACCGGGGACAACCGCACUACCAACCACCACCUCCUCAACCUCCCAGUUAUCCCCCGCCGCCGACUUUCCCGCCGUACCCUCCGCCGCUCCCACCGGCUAGCGGCUUUGGUCACUUUCCACCGCCCCCUCAAGGUUACCAGGGGCAAUGGCCUCCGCCGCCGCCGCCGCCUCCUCCUCAUAUGGGUGGCCCCUACCUCCACACAACUGGUCUCCUCCGCCGGGUUCUGGUGUACCUCCACCGCACACGGGCGGAUGGACUGCUCCACCACCGCCCCCGCAGCAUCAGUAUCAACAGUUUGGGCGUGGCAACGGCGGAUACCGCGGCCGCGGGGGAAGGGGAGGCUACGAUCGUGGGAGGGGUGGAUGGUAGACGUGUAG